Messenger RNA from Zonotrichia leucophrys gambelii, 1910 nucleotides. RefSeq names its product cyclin N-terminal domain containing 1 (gene CNTD1). Lineage: Eukaryota; Metazoa; Chordata; Aves; Passeriformes; Passerellidae. The transcript has 7 exons. Bases 170 to 1135 code for a protein of 321 amino acids. Gene Ontology annotation, biological process: reciprocal meiotic recombination. The record is from RefSeq and is a predicted model, not a curated record. Gene Ontology annotation, cellular component: site of double-strand break.
GGAAACGCCUCACCCGGCCUGAACGGGGCCGGGGCCUGCCCAAAACCCGGCCAGAGCCGGCCUGGUGCCGCCCCCGAGCGCCGGGAGGAGGCGGCGGAGCCCCGGGCCGGUCUCUCCCCUCAGGGCCGGUUCAGUCACUGCCGUUACGGCCUCGGCCCUGCCCCGCUCCAUGGGGACUGAGGUGCCCCUGGGAGCCCGGGGCCGUGACUCAGGGCCCGUGUUCUGUGGGGUUGCUCCUGAGAUUAUCGAGGACACCCUGAUCCACUUGGCCACGGAGAACGAGCAGUACGUGAGCGAGCUGCCCGAGCAGGCCGGGUGCUUCAAAGAGACACGGAUCGUGGAAUUUAUAUUCCUUUUGGCUGAAAAAUGGCACUUGGACCUGCCCACACGGUACCAGGCAGUGGAGUUACUUGAACGGUUCAUGAUCAAGCAGGUAGAGCAGAUGUGGGAUGGCAGAGGGAGCACACAAGGCCAGAGGAGCAGCUGGAGCUCGGUCAGGGAUCAGAUCACCAACACCUUUGUCCUGAGACUCGUGUCCUGUGUUCAGCUUGCCAGCAAACUCUCUCUGCACUACAGUAGAGUGACCAGUGACACAGCUUUAACAUUUCUGCAAUCCAUAAAAUACUCCUACACUAAACAGGAAUUGCUGGAGUCAGAGCUUGCUGUUUUGAACACUCUGCAGUUCCACAUCAACGUGUCAACCCCCUUGGCCUAUGUGGAAUUGCUCCUGGAGGUUCUAGGAUACAAUGGCUGCUUGCUUCCUGCCAAACCUUUACACCAGCUGUGUGUGCAGCUGCUGGACCUCUGCUACCUGACCAGAGAGACCAUCUAUGACACCGUGCUGAAGAUUGCCCUUGAGAACUCCACACCCAGCAAAGUGCAGAUAGCCAGGUUUUUAACAGUGAAGGAAGAUUUCAUGCUGCUUGCUGUUGGAGUUAUCAGUACAGGGGUGUUCAUCCUGAGCCCUGGGCACUGGGAGCAGGCUGUGGAGCAUUUAAACUGCAUCACUGGCAUCACUCCCCAGAGCAUCCUGGAGUUCUCCUACGCCGUGGUGAGGCGCGUGCUUGGCAGCACCACACCCGAGCAGCAGCGUGCCACCAGAUCUCCUCAGGACAGAAUCCCUCCUCAGAAAUAGAACCACCCUGUCCCUCCAGUCAGCAGGAGCUGUCACACUGCUGACAGCUGUCCCUGCUCUGUGACACUGCCCAGCACAGCUCAGGGUUACCUGAAUUCUGUCAUGUGUUAAUUUAGCAAAGCUCGUCCUGCUGGGCAUCAGUCAUGCUCUAGAAGGAGGCCCAACAGCACCACAGUGUUUAGAAGUGCCCUAAAAGCUUUAUUGUAACAGCUGCAUCUUUUAAGUUUGGGAUCUAAGCUCUCUUUAAUCAGAGAUCCCUCAGAGUGGUUGUGUUUGAAAGGUGCUGCCAUGGCUGGUGGGACCAGCUCUCACAAAUGGGGCUGCUCUGUCUCCUCCUGCUGCUUUUAUAAAACAGGGAUUGUCCCCUGGGAUUGUCCCCCCUGUGCCAGCACUGUGACCGUCACCACAGCAGUGCCCAGCCUGGCUCUCCCUGCCAGUGCCAGGUCUGUGCUGUGCCAGGCACUGCUGGCUGGAAACACCUGGAAUAAUUUCCUUGUUUGCUCAGCACUGCCCUGUGCAGGAACAGCCUGCAGGAGGGAUUACAGUGCUGUAAUGGUCUCAAGCCUUUUUAAGUUCAGCAGCACAAAGAAGUGCUGAUAUGACUUAAAAAAUAUUUUAUUUUAAAUUCUUUAAUGAGCAGGCAGAGUUCUGGCAGUUUUCCCACAUUAUUCCUUGUGUUUGUCAUGUCUUGCUUUUCCAACCUUGCAUUAGCUGUAACAGAGCAGCAUCAAACUGAUGCUCAUUUGACAAUGAUUUAUGUGCAUGGCCAUAAACC